This is a messenger RNA of Acanthoscelides obtectus, 1665 nucleotides long. Lineage: Eukaryota; Metazoa; Arthropoda; Insecta; Coleoptera; Chrysomelidae. The record is from the annotation of a GenBank genome assembly.
CAUUUCGAGGGCAUGUUGACAUAACAAAAGUCCACAACACCCGCAUAACCUAAACAUGUAGAAUUUUUCUUGGAUGCCUUUUUGCAAAAUCAGUAGUGAUACAUCAUGAAAUAAUGUUUAAUGUACAUUGUAACCAUUUGAAUGAAUACAAUUUGCCAACGCUUAGAUAAGAACAGAAGAAUGUCCACGACAAUUAUACGUCCAUGGUUCUGAAGCUAGAAAAAGACUGAUCUGAGACAGUAUUUGUAUUUGACUACUUUUUUUCUCAAUUAAUACGAGUUGGAAAAUAUCUCUUGGCCCUAAUAAGCCUGCGCAAACAAUUAAUGUAAAGAAAGCUAUAGAGGAAACCUUAAGCAUCAAGCAAGCGAAAAAAGAAAUAAAAGAUAUUGAAGUCUUAAAAAAUAAAGAAAAGGAAUUUUUCAUAAAAACUGUUUCACAAAAAACAUGGAAUACUAAAUUGUUGAAAGCUGUAAAACCAAAAGUAGACCCAUGCCUAAUUAAUAUAGGUGCUACAGAGGUUAUGACAGCUGGUGAAAAAGUUAUAGAGGAUAAAGUGAAGACUAGUCCAGAAAAAUCAUCUAUUACUAACCUAUUAGAUACUGUAAAAGAAGAAACGGGCUCAGGUAAAGUUCUAGUACACAAUAAAAAGGUAGAAGAGCAAGAAACUGAUACAAAAUUAGAAGCUAAAAUAACAGCUAAGACAACUGAAACUCCAAAAGGAGUAGUGAGACUGGAAUUAAGUCUGAACAUAUUGGAUAUCAAUAAAAUUGACUUGGAAUACAGUGUAUCAAAGAAAGCCAGGAAAAACUAUUUUAUUCUUACAAUGGCGAAAAAACUGGCUGUGUUCGACUUUGAUCAUACGAUUAUCAAUGACAACUCUGACAUAAUGGCGAUGAAUAUGGUCGACAGAAAAUACAUUCCAAAAGAAGUUAAGGAUCUCCAUAAGACUGAUGGAUGGACAGUCUUUAUGCAAAAAGUAUUUGAAAUAUUAUACCAGAAUAACGUAAAAGAAGAUGCAGUCAAUCAACUAAUGAUGAAUCUACCAGCUGUAGCUGGAAUGACUGAAUUGAUCAAGGAACUGAAGCAAAACUACAACUAUGACGUCAUAGUGAUCAGCGAUUCAAAUUCCCAUUUUAUACGUACCUGGUUAGGUGCCAAUGACUUGUCGAAGUACAUUUCAGAGGUAUUUACCAAUCCAGCAAAAUUCGAAAAUGGAAUGCUCAAAAUCCAAAUGUACCAUUUUCAAGAAAACUGUAAAUUGAGCACAAAAAAUCUAUGCAAAGGCCAAGUGCUGGAGGAAUUCGUAGAUAACAAAAAGAAGCAAGAUAUAUAUUACGAAAAAGUGGUAUACUGUGGAGAUGGUCUUCACGAUUUCUGUCCAAUACUGAAACUGAGUGAAAACGACGUAGCUUGUGUCAGAGACAAGUACAAAUUGUUGGAUUUGGUAAUGAAGGCUCAAAAUGGACAGUACCUUGAUGAGGAUGGAGUUGUUAAGAAUUUAAAAUGUGAUGUCUGUGUGUGGAAUACUGGUUAUGAUAUCUUAGAUUUUCUGAAACCGAAAAACGAUGAUUGUGUCGUCUAAAAACUGUAUAUGUGUAAGAGGAAAUAUUGUUUCGUUUGUCACAAGUAUUUUAUUAUGUCAAUAAAGACAGGUAUUUGAUUUAA